GUGUGCGUCUUUCAGGCGACGGUGCCAGCGUGACGUAUAAUCUAGUGGACGGUUCUUCAGAAACUGCUCGUCAACCACCUCGGUAGCUUGCUAGUCAACAUAGCCGAAAGAUUCAAGCUAUUUAGACGCUUUCGGUAUAUAUUAACUACUGUGUUUUAGACACACUUCUGUCGUAUCUACUUGUUAACCUAUUUCAUUUAAUAUUGCGUUAUUUUGUAUUAGUCAGCUAUAGUAGCUGGCUGGUUAAGUUAGCACUAGCCUAGUCGCUGAUGAUAGCUAACUAACAUCCCCGACCAUGAGCUCCCUAAACUACUCUCCUCCGGUUAAAGAAGAGGAGGUCUGCUGGACGGAGAAAGAGGGUCUGUGGCAGAUCGUUGUUGUGAAAGAGGAAAAGGAAGAGGAGGAUGUUACAGUAAAACAAGUAGAGGGUGAGGCUGUUACAGUGAAAGAAGAAGAGAAAGACGUUUCAGUGAAAGAAGAGGAAGACUCGUUCAGAGUGAAAGAGGAGAAUGUUACAGUAAAAGAAGAGGAGGAUGCAUUUUUUGGAGUGAAGAAGGAAGGGGAGAUUACUGUCACAUUGAAAGAUGAAGAGGAGGAGAUAGGAGAUCUGAUUAACACCAGAGAGAGACGGGACUAUCGUGGAUCCUCUGUGGAGUCUCAACAACAUUAUGAUGCUGAUGCGGCAGAGAAGAGUCUCUCCAGAUCAGAACACCUCAAAAUACAACAGCAGAGACCCACAGGGAAGAAAUCUCAUUGCUGCUCUGAUUGUGGGAAAAGAUUCAACACUUCAUCAGACCUUAAAAUACAUCAAAGAAUUCCCACUGGAGAGAAACCUUAUGGCUUUGAUCAAUGUGUGAAGAGUUUUACUGGGUCAAGCUGUCUCACUAUUCAUCAGCGAAUACACACAGGGAAGAAACCAUUUAGCUGUGAUCAAUGUGGAAAGGUUUUCGGCACAUCUCGUGGUCUGACAAAACACCAGAGAACACACACAGGAGAGAAACCUUAUAUCUGUGAUCAAUGUGGGAAGAGAUUUACUCUGCUAAACAGCCUGAUAGUACACCAGCGUACACACACAGGAGAUAAACCUUAUAGCUGUGAUCAAUGUGGGAAGAGUUUUACUACAUCUAGCUAUCUAACUAUACACCAGAGAACACAUACAGGAGAGAAGCCAUAUAGCUGUGAUCAAUGUGGUAAGGGUUUUGGUACAUCUGGCUGUCUGACAAAACACCAGAGAACACACACAGGAGAGAAACCUUAUAGCUGUGAUCAAUGUGGAAAGAGUUUUACUCAGUCUACCAGCCUGACAUCACACCAGAGAACACACACAGGAGAUCAAGCUUAUAGCUGUGACCAAUGUGGGAAGAGUUUUGGUUCAUCUGGCCGUCUGGCAACACACCGGAGAACACACACAGGAGAGGAACCUUAUACCUGUGGUCAAUGUGGGAAGAGUUUUACUCAGUCAACCAGCCUGACAUCACACCAGAGAACACAUACAGGAGUGAAACCUUAUAGCUGUGAUCAAUGUGGGAAGAGUUUUGGUACAUCUGGCUGCCUGACAAAACACCGGAGAACACACACAGGAGAGAAAUCUUAUAGCUGUACUCAAUGUGGGAAGAGUUUUACUCAUUCAACCAGCCUGAUAUCACACCAGAGAACACACACAGGGAGAAACCUUAUAGCUGUGAUCAAUGUGGGAAGAGUUUUGCUUCAUCUGGCCUUCUGACUGUACACCAGAGAAUACACACAGGAGAGAAACCAUAUUGCUGUGAUCAAUGUGGGAGAAGUUUUACUCAGCUAAGCAGCCUGGUAUCUCACCAG
Oncorhynchus nerka (sockeye salmon) is the source of this 1818-nucleotide messenger RNA. Its product is annotated as zinc finger protein 501-like. Gene Ontology annotation, cellular component: PcG protein complex; chromatin; transcription regulator complex. The record is from RefSeq and is a predicted model, not a curated record. Gene Ontology annotation, biological process: regulation of transcription by RNA polymerase II. Gene Ontology annotation, molecular function: RNA polymerase II cis-regulatory region sequence-specific DNA binding; DNA-binding transcription factor activity, RNA polymerase II-specific. NCBI's taxonomy places the organism in Eukaryota, Metazoa, Chordata, Actinopteri, Salmoniformes, Salmonidae. The transcript is spliced from 2 exons. Bases 296 to 1723 code for a protein of 475 amino acids.